This is a messenger RNA of Pantherophis guttatus, 773 nucleotides long. It is a transcript of the gene SYCE3, whose product is annotated as synaptonemal complex central element protein 3. Gene Ontology annotation, cellular component: central element. Gene Ontology annotation, biological process: reciprocal meiotic recombination; synaptonemal complex assembly; spermatogenesis. NCBI's taxonomy places the organism in Eukaryota, Metazoa, Chordata, Lepidosauria, Squamata, Colubridae. The record is from RefSeq and is a predicted model, not a curated record.
GCCGCCUCCUUCCUCCUCGGGCAAAGCGGAGGUCCAGCCGUAGCGGCCCCGGAGAAGUGGGUGGAGGGAUGGCGGGUGAGAAGUGUGGGCAGGUGCCAAGUCCUGCUGGAAAAUGAAGUCAGCAUCCCCAUAAAGCUCGUCUGUGGAAGGAAGCAUGAAGUGCUCCAAAAUCUCCUGGUAGAAGGCUGCAUUGUCAAGCACAGUGGACCAACACCAGCAGAUGACAUGGCUCCCCAAAUCAACACAGACUGGAAACUUCACACUGGACUUCAAGCAUCUUGCAGUGUGUGCCUCUCCAUUCUUCUUCCAGACUCUGGGUCCUUGGUUUCCAAAUGAGAUGCAAAAGUUGCUCUCAUCAGAAAAGAGGACUUUGGACCACUGAGCAACAGACCAGUUCUUUUUUUCUUUAGCCCAGAUGGCUAAAUGUGAACCCUGCGAAAGAAGUUAUGAUAACAUGGUAAAAAUGCUUGAGGAUUUGAACAGGGAUUUGGAAAAACUUCUGGAAGACAUGGAAAAAUUAUCAGUGCAGGCUACUUGGAUGGCUUAUGAUAUGGUGGUAAUGCGCGCUAAUCCAGACUUGGCCAAUUCAAUGAGACGUCUGGAAGAUGCCUUUCUUACUUGUAAGGAAGAAAUGGAGAAAAAUUGGCAAGAAAUGUUGAAGGAGACUAAAAGUGCUGAACCAAAACAAUAACUGUUUUUGAAAUCAGUGGUGGAAGAGUUAGUCUUGAGUAGUGUGGUCAGUGUUUAUUUACAAAAUACAUUUUAAAAAUAUA